Messenger RNA from Maudiozyma saulgeensis, 558 nucleotides. NCBI's taxonomy places the organism in Eukaryota, Fungi, Ascomycota, Saccharomycetes, Saccharomycetales, Saccharomycetaceae. The record is from the annotation of a GenBank genome assembly.
AUGGGUAAUCAAUUAGCAGACACUUCAAAGGCUAUUGCCAUAUCAUCCCUAGGUCUAUACGCUGGACUAUUAACAUCCACAACAGCUAUCACAAGUAUAGCACCAUUAAAUGUUAUAAAACGUAACUUAACCCAUGUUUGGUAUAUGUAUGGUGUUGCUGGAGGUGCUUUAGCAACGACGUCAACCGCCGCCUUUGGGCUAUGCUAUUACAUUUCUUCUGGAAAUGCAAGGGACUAUCUAUCCUUAAUUGGUGCUUUAAUCGGUCCUUUGACUGGCUCCAUGGUUUAUAUAAGUUCAUUAUUAAAAUUCGAUUAUAAACCAAAAUCUUCAAUUCCUAAUUUGCCUCCAAACCAUCCAAGUGUCAUUAGUGAUGAUGGCGAAAUAAAAACAUGUCCAUUUGGGAAUGGUGAAGAAAGUAAAGAUAAGUCUCGUCCAUCACCAGGAGAUAGUUGCGGUUCAGGAUUAUUAACACCAAUUAAUAUCAAUUUAGCUAUCGUUUCCACUAUUAGUGUUGCAAGCUUUGUAAAAAUAGUUUUUUCUAAUGUCUCAACUCAUUGA